Messenger RNA from Hyla sarda, 4548 nucleotides. RefSeq names its product vascular endothelial growth factor D (gene VEGFD). Gene Ontology annotation, biological process: vascular endothelial growth factor receptor signaling pathway; vascular endothelial growth factor signaling pathway; positive regulation of mast cell chemotaxis. Gene Ontology annotation, cellular component: membrane. NCBI's taxonomy places the organism in Eukaryota, Metazoa, Chordata, Amphibia, Anura, Hylidae. The transcript has 7 exons. Gene Ontology annotation, molecular function: vascular endothelial growth factor receptor 3 binding; chemoattractant activity; growth factor activity. Bases 286 to 1308 code for a protein of 340 amino acids. The record is from RefSeq and is a predicted model, not a curated record.
CAUGAUGAGUCCUCUGAUGCAUUCAAUAAUUUCUGAGCAGAAAACUGUGAAAGCUUAGCCGUCUGUCUCACUCCAUUAUGUUUAAAAAGGAAGGAAAUUACAGAAAUCUAGUAAGGUCAUCAAGCAGCUGCUCCAUUUUCGCCCACUAGCUCCCAUUUCUUACAAUUAUUGGUGACUUUCAAGUAGUUUUCAGCAUUUUGUUUUUUAUUGGACUUUUCAACGCCAUGGACAUUAAAAUUGACUCCCACAGCUGUACCUUAUCCAGGGCUUAGACUGCACACCAAUAUGACCUGUGUUUGGAGUUUUGCAAGCUUUCUUGGGGGAUUUUUAUACCUCCAGGUAUUUGCUUAUGAUGGUGGGAGUCUUAAGGGAGUGACGCAGAGUGAGUUAGAACAGAGGAUCAGAUCUGCUGCAAACCUUGAAGAGCUGCUACGUAUCACUCACCCCAGGGAGUUAAAGUUAUGGAGAUGCCGGACCAAACUCAAGUCCUACAUCAGCACUGACACCAGGUCAGGGCCCCACCGCUCAACCAGAUUUGCUGCAGCAUUCUAUGACAUUGAAAUACUAAAAGUUAUUGAUGAGGAGUGGCAGAAGACUCAGUGCAUACCUAGAGAAACCUGUGUGGAUGUUGGAAAGGACCUCGGCACAGCUACCAGCACGUUCUUCAAGCCCCCCUGUGUUUCAGUGUACAGAUGUGGAGGUUGCUGUAAUGAAGAGGGUGUCACCUGUUUGAAUACCAGCACUUCUUACGUCUUGAAAUCGGUUUUUCAAAUAUCUCUACCUUUAACUCAAGCACCAGAACCCGUAACCAUCAAAGUUGCCAAUCACACAAGCUGCAAAUGUUUAUCCACCGGUUCGCGUCAUCCACCCACCAUCAUUCGUAGAUCUGUGCGCUAUACUGAAUAUGGUUGUUUUCAAGAAAAUAGAUAUUGUCCUUCUGGCUUCCAGUGGAACAGUACCAAGUGUGAGUGUAUGCUUGAAAAGGAUACUCCACUUAUCAGAAGAAGGGAAGAGUUGGCCCUAUGCGGCGCCCACAUGGAGUUUGAAGACAGUUGUGAAUGUGUCUGUAAACUCAAAUGCCCUGGAAACCUUCUAUUGAACAAGGAGAACUGUACCUGUAGUCAAUGCAGUGAAAGUCUGGAUAGCUGCUGUGAAAAGAAAAAAAUAUUUCACCCAGAAACCUGCAGCUGUAAAGAGGAUUGUCCAUUUCCAGCCAAAGUGUGCCCAGGUGGUAGAAGGGUCUGUGCCAAGCAAUUUACCUGCUUCAGAAGAAGUCCUUAUCUAUACCACAGCAGAGAAAAUCCAUAAGUAUAAAGGUCCAGAGUUCUAGGACAUUACAUGACAAUUCAGAACUUGAGAGAACACUGUUAUGUCUAUUCAUUUUUCCCCCCUUUAAUACCACAUAUUGUUAAUAAAGAGGACAAUGUUUGAAGAGAAACAUUAGCAGUAUAAACAUGUUUCAGGACUUACAUGAUCAACUCAACACGUGGCCCCUGAAGCUAUCUACAGUCAUCCUAAGUUUAUAUCCAUCAGCACUGAAAUCAUUGUAGACUCACUGGUAGGAACCAUGUUGCAGUUAGUCAGUGGUGAAAAUGGUGUUCAGCUCGACAACUUGGACCCCUCAUCAUCUUAUUUUUGCCUAUAUGGCACAAUCAACCACAAUCAGUUUACUUAUCCCUGCAAACUUGCUGGAUGCAAGAUGCUGGUUUAAACUAUAUGUUUAUUGAAUGUUAUAUGGAACAAGAUAUCUCAAGAUAUGUGUGUAAGAGCAAUGUGGAUUGACUGAACACAGGUAGUAGAUGCAGGUCACCAAUGCAGGAAGAAGAGCACAUGGAGGUGCGGACAACCCAUAGCUGUGUGGGCAAAGAAAUAAAUCCAGCAUCUCCAGAAGAUAAUACUUGGCUUAACAGCUGUGGUUAUAGCAAACUGGUACAGAAGACACUCACCUCACUUAAAGGGGUGCUCCAGGGUGGCAUAUAUAAAAAAAAAAAAAGAAGAAGAAAAGCCACCACACUACCUGGAUAUGUUCCCCGUUAAUGAUCCUGCCUAAUAUGCAUGGCUCUUGUGGCCCCUUUUUGUCUUCUCUGGCUGCUUGAUAUUCUUUGCCACCCUUCCCUUCUCUCCGUCUGCAGCAUGAUUCUACAUUCCAGGCAGCCAUUGCAGCUCUGUACUCAGUGUCUUCCAGCUCCUCGCAGCUCUCUCUCUAAGAGCAGCCCCCACCUCCUCCUCUGUGAGCAGAGAUACAGUGUCUGAUUGGCUGAGGCUGCACAUACCUCCCAGCUAAAGGGAGCAUGACUUAUCAUUGUAGAAACCACAUGGUCUGUUUCUUUCUGGAGGGUGGGGGCUGCUUUCAGACAGAGAUUUGGACAGAAACACAGAGGAUGGCUAGACUACAUAUUUUACUCACUCCCUGCAUGUAAGUGACAAAUGAAAAAGGGGAAACUGCUCUUUAUAGCUAAUAAAUUAAAUUAGACAAAUUAGUUGGUGAGAGGAAAAGGAUGGGCUAUAGGUUUAGUUCCCUGGAGUUCCCCUUUAACUGAUUUGACAUGUUUCAGGCAUGUCCAGCCCUUAGUCAAGUCUACAUUAUUACAUAGUAGACAUGAUUAAAGGGGUACUCUGCCCCUAGACACCUUAUUCCCUAGCCAAAGGAUAGGGGACAAGAUGUCUGAUCGCGGAGGUCUGUCCAUUGGGACCCCCUGCGAUCUCUGGCGUGGCACCCCAGUCAUCCAAUGCAAGCAGCAAACUCCACUCUGUGCCAGAUGACGGGCAACCACAGCUGGCAUGCUCCCUCCAUUCAUAUCUAUGAACAUGAAUGGAGGGGCUGUGGAGUCAGAAAGAGAAUCUACAAGCUUCCAUGUUCAGAACGCCGCUGUGCCGGUCUGGAGAUCUUUUAUUUAUUAGAGGUCGUUUUACAAAUGAAAGAAGCCAUCUGAUUGGUUGCUAUGGGCAACUCGUCAACUUUUCCUCUGCACAGGUUUUGAUAAAUCUUCCCCUAUAUUGUUAAACCCAAAACUUCUCACAUACUUACAACAAUGACAUUUUUAUGACCCCCGCAAUCAGACAUCUUAUCCCCUAUACUUUGAUAGGGGGAUAAGAUGUGUAGGGGGCAGAGUACCCCUUUAAGGGCUGGAUGUGCCCAAAAUGCAUUGGCAUCAGUUUAAUGUGUCCUUUGGAGUAGGUCUAGUCAUACAUUAAAUGGUAGAGAUGACUAAGUGCUGGAUGUUCCCAAAAUGCAUUGUCAUCAAUAAAUUGUAUGGCUUUGUCCUCUGUAUAAGUUUUCUGGACUCUGACCUGUUAAAUAAAGCCUUAAAGGGGUACUCUGGUGAAAAACUUUCUGCUGACAUCUCUGUCCAUUUUAGGAACUGUCCAGGACAGCAUAUGUUUGCUAUGGGGAUUUCCUUUUACUCUGGACAGUUCCUAAAAUGGACAGAGAUGUCAGCAGAGAGCACUGUGCUCCUGAUGUCAGCAGACAGCUCUGUGUUUCAAACGGAAAAGAAUUUCCACUGUAGUAUUCAGCAGCUAAUAAGUACAGGAAGGAUUAAGAUUUUUUAAUAGAAGUAAUUUACAAAUCGUUUUAACUUUCUGGCACCAGUUGAUUUAAAGUUUUUCACCGGAGUACCCCUUUAAGCAUUUUUUAAUAGUCUGCAAUGUGGAUUGACGUUACUGUUGGUCACAACCUAGAAAGAGAGUGCGGACCAUUUAAUAACUUUACAUAGGAAAUUGGAAAGUUGUCUACAUCCUGUUAUCGAAAAUCCUAUUGCAGAUGUAUAUUUUUAAGGGUAACACAUUUAUUGGGUAUUUAAGUGCUAUUUAGAGGAAAUGAGGGGGGAAAAAAACAAAGAUGUAAAAUUUGUAAAGAGAUAUAUUUUUUCAAAAUUGUAUCUGUCAUAGUGUUUGUCUGUAGCAGCCACUAGGAGGGCUUGCUGCAAAUUUUUACAGUCAUCAAUAAGUUCGGUCCUAGCUGUACAGAUGUCUAUAUGCAGUUCCAUUCUACACCAUGUGGCAACUGCUUGCAUCCAAUGAUAAGCUGGGCAGCAGUGUGACUUAUUGAGUCCCAGCUCCUGUCUUCUUCCUGGUCCAAAGGCCUAAUGUGUCACAUAGCCGUUCAGCCUAUCACUGGCCAAGGCGGAACAUCGCGUUGGCCAGCAAGUAGCUGAGCUGUGGUGUGACGGAUGGACCACAAGAACCAGGAAGACAACCACACCGGCAGCUGGCAGGAUAAAAAAAAAAAUGUUCUAUCCUCAAUAACCCAUUUAAUAUGAAAAGUGGUGCAAUGGGGUGUCUGUAUCAUUGUAAAAUUUGACAAUAUAGAAGGACUUAUUCAUAAAGAACCUGUUUAUCAAUGGGUCACUGAAAGAACUAGCUAUUGGAUGGGUUUAUGUUUUGUGUUUUUUAUUUUAUACUAGUAUUUAAAAGCUUUACAUUAAUCUGGCUUGACUGCAAAUGCUUCAAAUUGUUUAGACCUUCUGAGCUACUAGUGUGGCCAAAAUGUGAUGACAUUUUGUUACACUUUUCUAUGCAAAGCUCCUGUUGCAAUAUUACACAAAU